AUGCCUUUUGGUUGCUGCUUCUCGGCUAAGAAUGCCAUCGAGCCAGAGGAGACUCCAAGAUUUUCGAAGAAGAUUGAAGAAAAUCUCUCCACGCAAAGUCCCCUUGUUUCUGCUCGUUCAGAAUCGACCAAGGUUUACUCCGCUGUCUCCAAAGCCUCCAAGGUGUCGAGCAAGGACUCCGGGUGCCCCCAAGAGAGCGUCGCCGGAGACGUCUCAGACGACGAAUCCGUCACUCAGAUCAUCACGGAAGACUUCGGCGACGAAAUGACCAGAGCGCAGAUCGAAAACGCUUCUCGGCCGGAGACGCCGGACUUCUGCAUCGCCGGCAGAAAAGUCGACGAAACAGCAACUAAAACUGUCCGAAUGGGAAAAGUUCUUGAACAACUCGAGCAAGAAAGACAAAUCAAGGAGCCAAAAGUGACAAGCACAGCUUUCUCCUACACGAUUGGGGACAACUCUCCUGUUCGCCUUCCUUCCAAGCUCCCACCAAUUCAAAAGAAGCCGAUCAAGAACCUCGAAGAUAUCGAAAAAGAGAAGGAGGCUGCAGCCAAACGAAGAGAGGAACAAUUCCGUCUCAAGCGUGAAAAAACUCUGAUGAUGGAAGAACGCAGACAAAUCGUUCUUGAGAGAAAGAAGACUCACGCUGACUUGAGCAAAAUGAAGGACGAAGAAGAAAGCUCUGAGCAGUCUUCCGACGAACCAGUUAUUGAAAGAAAAAUCCACGAUGAAGACGAAAUCAUCCCAUCUCUCAAUGAAGAAUCUUCAUAG
Messenger RNA from Oikopleura dioica, 768 nucleotides. The record is from the annotation of a GenBank genome assembly. NCBI's taxonomy places the organism in Eukaryota, Metazoa, Chordata, Appendicularia, Copelata, Oikopleuridae.